AUGUCCUACUACGACAACCCUCAGGCCCAGUGGUCGUCUCCUACUCCCAGCACCCAGCAGAAUAACUGGGAGCACCAGGGUUCGACUACUCCGGUCCGCGCAGGCGCCAGCGGCCCCCAGCCCCAGGAUGACUACGCCUUCUCGUAUCAAUUCGAUGAGGUCGAUCGAGCAUACGAGAACUUGCAAAAGUCUGGUAAGGGCUAUGGAAUGGGUGGUCGCCACUCCCGUGGUUCCCAUCACACCCCCGGCCCCCGCCCGCACUCGGUAAACAACUUUGAUGACGCCCGUGGUCAGGGACCCAAUCUGCAGAACUUCUACGCAAACCAGCGUCAUCAACCUUCACGAGGCUCCAACGAGGCAGAGCAGGUCAUGCAGGCUAAGAGACGGAUGGCAGCUCAGCGGGAGCGAGAGCUUCGAAACCUGCACACAGAGCAGCAAUAUCAGCGAACCGUCCUUUCCGAGGUGCCUCUGCCGCCCAACAAGCACAUGUCCGAGGAGGAGACGCGAGAGUUGAUUGCCCGUCAACGAAGUGCCCUCUAUGGCGAGGGUCCUUUUGCAGACAAGGCAGGAUACGUGGAUGAGACUGGUAAUGUCCGCACAGGCGCCCCUGUCCCUAGCGGUCCCUCAAGCAUCCGUGGGCACUCUCCUCUUGCCUAUGAUAGUGUAGGCCGUGCUCCCCCUACUGGCGAGACUGGCACUCCCGUCUCUGGUGGUGAUGCCCACGGUCCUCCCACUGAGCCCAACUCGCGACCUCACAGCACAGUCAGCCCACAGGCUGCUGGACCCACAAACAAAGUCUUUGACAACGCUGUGGGUAACCAAAGCCGUACAAGUACAUCCAGCCCAACCGGCGGCUCUCCCUCUCGGGAUCUAAAUCCUGGUUCCAAGCCCAACCAGGCUGGUGCCUCUGUGGCCCCCAUUGGAACUCGUCCUUCUGGUACACCCACAACUUCAGCUUCAUCAAAGCGAUCCACCACUCCUCUUGCCUCUCCUGGUGGCUGGGGACGUGGCAAUGGUGUUUGGGGUCAGUCGUCCGGUCUCGGUGCUCCUGCUAGUGUCUGGGGUUAG
Fusarium mangiferae is the source of this 1068-nucleotide messenger RNA. RefSeq lists its product as uncharacterized. Lineage: Eukaryota; Fungi; Ascomycota; Sordariomycetes; Hypocreales; Nectriaceae. The transcript is spliced from 5 exons. The record is from RefSeq and is a predicted model, not a curated record. Bases 1 to 1068 code for a protein of 355 amino acids.